UUUGCAUGGAGCAUGCGCCUCCUCCUCACUUCCUCUCCAGGAGCUAGUGGAGUAAAGCUACGCCCAGACUUGCGUCCGCCCGCUCAGGAACUUCAGCACCGGCUGAGCGGACAGCGCCCGCUGCACCUGCUCACCUGCUCUAGGCCCGCUGGAGCAUCAUCUCCAGGCCCGCACAACCGCAGGCCUCCCAGCUCCUCUCCAUCCCCGCGCGUGCUCCGGCUCCUGUCCCUGCCAGCUUCUUACUCCCCUUCUCAUUCAUAACAAAAGCUACAGCUCAGGGGCCCAGCGCCAAGCUGUUUCCAGCAGAGAGCAGAGGGAGCAAAGAAGAAUGGGGUUCCUUUGGACCGGCUCUUGGAUACUGGUGUUGGUGCUCAAUAGCGGCCCAAUACAAGCUUUCCCCAAACCUGAAGGCAGUCAAGACAAAUCUCUGCAUAAUAGAGAACUAAGUGCAGAAAGACCUUUGAAUGAACAGAUUGCUGAAGCAGAGGCAGACAAGAUUAAAAAUACAAACCCUCCAGAAAGCAAGCCAAGUGAAAGAAAUUAUUCUUCUGUCGAUAACUUGAACCUGCUAAGGGCGAUAACAGAAAAGGAAAAACUGGAGAAAGGAAAACAGUCUAUAAGAAGCCCCCCAUUUGGUAACACACUGGACAUGGAAGAUGUUGAUUCAACUAAAAAUCGAAAACUGAUUGACGAGUACGAUUCUACAAAGAGUGGACUGGACCGUAAAUUUCAAGAUGACCCGGACGGCCUGCAUCAACUGGAUGGAACUCCUCUAACUGCUGAAGACAUUGUCCACAAAAUUGCUACCAGGAUCUAUGAGGAGAACGACAGAGGAGUGUUUGACAAGAUUGUUUCUAAACUGCUGAAUCUUGGCCUAAUCACUGAAAGCCAGGCACACACUCUGGAAGACGAAGUAGCAGAGGCUUUACAAAAAUUAAUUUCAAAAGAAGCCAACAAUUAUGAGGAGGCCCUGGAUAAACCCACAAGCAGGACCGAGAAUCAGGCUGAGGCUCUGGAUAAACCCACAAGCAGGACCGAGAAUCAGGCUGGAAAAAUAUCAGAGAAAGUGACUCCAGCGGCAGCCGUGCACGAUGGCUUUGCUAACCGAGAAAAUGAUGAAACCGUAUCUAACACCUUGACCUUGUCGAACGGCUUGGAAAGGAGAACCAACCCCCGCAGCGAAGAUGACUUUGAGGAACUCCAGUAUUUCCCCAACUUCUAUGCAUUACUGACGAGCAUCGAUUCAGAAAAAGAAGCGAAAGAGAAAGAAACCCUGAUCACUAUCAUGAAGACGCUGAUCGAGUUUGUGAAAAUGAUGGUCAAGUAUGGCACUAUAUCUCCAGAGGAGGGCGUUUCCUACCUUGAAAACUUGGAUGAAACAAUUGCUCUGCAGACCAAGAACAAGCUGGAAAAAAACAGCACUGAGAGCAAAAGCAAGCUUUACCCAGUGCCAUCAGAGAAGAGUCACGAAGAAACUGACAGUACCAAGGAAGAAGCCGCCAAGAUGGAAAAGGAAUAUGGAACCCUGAAGGAUUCUACGAAAGAUGCUAACUCCAACCUAGGAGGAAAGACAGAUGAAGCCAAAGGGAAAACAGAAGCCUAUUUGGAAGCCAUUAGAAAAAACAUCGAGUGGUUGAAGAAACACAACAAAAAAGGCAACAAAGAAGAUUAUGACCUUUCAAAGAUGAGGGACUUUAUCAACCACCAAGCUGAUGCUUACGUGGAGAAAGGCAUCCUCGAUAAGGAAGAAGCCAAUGCCAUCAAGCGAAUCUACAGCAGCCUGUGAAAAUGGCAGGCAACCUGAGUCUAUCAACUGUUCCAGCAAAAACAAUAUAGCUUAAAAACUAAUUUGGCAGUUAAAGAUUUACCCUCCCAGGAGUAUUAGAAUGUGCUGAAUUUACAGUAGUUAAUCCCUUAGAAAUGGGUAAAAUAGAGAUCUCUUGCCAUAAAUAUCUUAUGAAAAGUAAUGCGUACGUAAGCUGAGGUUUUUGUAUAUAGAGUCCGUAUUUGCUCUUGGAUUUACAUUUUAUAGUCAGAGAUGUGCUGCUCUGGAAAAGCCUCGAAAGGGUUGAACUAAGUCUGAACCUUCUUCCCACUGUCUUAUGCUCCCUGAAGACCUGAGAAGUCCUGUUUCAAGGCAUGCUGGACACCUGAGCCCUUUGUCGGGUUUUGUUACACGAUGCUUCCGCUAGGAGUUCUCUGUUGGGCAUUGGAAUAAACCCACAUUUCUUCAUA
This is a messenger RNA of Myodes glareolus (Bank vole), 2235 nucleotides long. RefSeq names its product secretogranin III (gene Scg3). Gene Ontology annotation, biological process: protein localization to secretory granule. The record is from RefSeq and is a predicted model, not a curated record. NCBI's taxonomy places the organism in Eukaryota, Metazoa, Chordata, Mammalia, Rodentia, Cricetidae. Gene Ontology annotation, cellular component: secretory granule membrane.